UAAAAAUUUAGCACAUCGCUCUUCUUGUUCACGGAUUUUGCCAAACAAGAGUCUGCUAUCAAUGGACUGUAUUUAUUGGAGCCUGCUGUUAGUGAUCAUUUUUGAGCAGGACUAUUUUAUCAGUGCAGCGAAACUAAAUAAUAUCAGACAGGGAAGGAAUCACUCAGCGAAAACUGCGAGCUCCGGUCGCGUGAUCAAAUGCUGCAGAAAUGAUAAAUGCAUCAAGCUAAGUCGCGUGAUUAGAAAUUCGAGUAGUACUAAAGCUCAUGGGGCACGAUCGACAUCUCUCUUGGAAACUACAUUAACGGAAACCCUUCCACCCAUGGAAAAAAGCUCUGUUCCAUUUUCUGGAAAUGAUUUUACCACAUAUUCUGAUUCGAGUGUGUCCUACGUUGAAACUACAGAAAUUUCAUCUGGAAUUGAAUCACUUCAAACCGUGAUGACCAGUCUAAAUUCAGAAACAACAUUGCCAGAGACUGAAGCAACAACAUUUUCUUCAGCUUCUCCUUUGGUUACCACAAUAACAACAGAUACUUCAGUCGGUGUCAAAACAACAGAAGUAGUAACAAGUACCACCGAAAAAGUCCCAAUUCAAUCAAUUACGACUGAACAACUUGUCGCGACGCCCCUUUUAUCAAAUCUAUCUACAAUUUCGACAACAUCUUCAAGUAGCUCAACUACACCGACCACAACUACCACAACAACACCUACCACAACAACUACUACUACAACAACAACUACCACAACAACACCUACCACAACAACUACUACUACAACAACAACUACCACUACUACAACGACAACAACCACAAUUCCUUGGAUCAAGCCAGUUGCAAGCAAACUAACAACUCUAAAACCAAAUAUGAUUCCAGUAUGCCCUACUAAUUGCACGAAAAAUCCGGAUCUUUUCUAUUCAAACGGAACUCUGAAAGACCCAGAGAGGCACGGUUUUUGGGAAUCAGCUUGUGGGGGCAUACAGUACCUCUUUGGAAAGAAGAUAGUCAACUGGGAGCAAAAUACUGCUAUAUGCUGCAGCUUAGGAAUGACUCCUAUUAUGUUCAAGGAUGGGCCGAGCUGCUUUAAUAACAUAAUCAAUGGUUUCAAAUGGAAGUACAGCUCACGUUUCUGGACUUCUGGAAGACGUGUCGAGAACUUAACUUUUGAAUGGUGUUUCUUGAAUGUUUCGAACAGUAGCUCUAAUAUUCUAGAUGGGCAGUGGAGACCUUUUCAACCGGAUCAUAACACCACACAAUCAGACAAUUGCGUUCAGUUGUACAUUCUUAAAGAACAAUCGUCUGCGCUCCUGGAUGACAGAAAUUGUAAUGAAACGUAUUUUCUCGCGUGCCAAGGCACGGCGGCAGCCAAAAAGCCAGCGUGUGUAAAGCCUUCAUGCCCAAGUGGAAGCUGUACAAGAAAUUGGGGAUAUUUGGCGGGUCCAAUAUACAACAACUUCAUAAUAAACAAAACGCUGCACGGCAUGUGGGGAGAAGUUUCAAAUCGAACGUUCCUCUUUAGUUAUGAAAGCGAUGUUAAAACAUAUUCCGAUGCUAAUACACAGUGCUGUGGCCUAGGUAUGAAAUUAGUGAGUCUUCAACAGCCCUUCAAGUAUGAUUUCUUGAUUAAAGCCGCAGAGAAUAUCACAACCUCUUCAGGGAUAAAAUUUUGGACCUCAGGUACAGAUUUGGACUGUGAAGGUGUUUACAGUUUCUGUCCAACAAAAUCAUUAUUGAAGGAUGAGGCUCGCUGGGCUGUCGGUCAACCGGAUGAUAAAAGUUCGCAGGCGAACUGUCUUGCAGUGAAUGUUUCUUUGAGUUCUGCAUUUUUGAGUGAUGAAAUGUGCACUGCUAGGAUGAGAUAUAUUUGCGAAGGCUGGAAAAGGAGUGGGGCAAAGGUCAUAGAGCGUGAAUGUGCAGCUACCAAUGGCUUGUCUGAAAAAGAAACAAUUGGAGUAUUGAACACUUCUCAACAAGCUUUAUCCUCGUCUCAAAAGGGGUUCAUGAGAUGCUAUGCUGAAGCAGCCGGAUUGAUCCUCGACGGAAACAUCGUUGAAUCUUUACUGCUAGGACAAAUGAUUACAAUUGCUGCUGAAAAUUUCACUAAAUUAGAAGAUAUGCUAGACACAAUGGAUUACUGCUUUAAUUUGACAAAAAACUUGCCCAUAAAUGAUCAACUUGUAGGAAUUCUGCAUUGCGGUCAGGAAAACGAUCCAGAAGCUGUAGCUCAACUACUUUACAACUUUGAGAUGUCAUUAUUUGAUGAUGUAACUCUUGUUGAUCCUCCACCUGACGAUUGUCCAUUGACUUAUCCAUGUUAUGUUGAUGAGGACUCCAGAACUGCUUUUGAAAGGGGACCAUGGGAUACUUUGAUUUUCACGCCUCUCUAUGUAUUUUACAAGACGGUUUCAUGCGGCAAAACGUAUUUAGUAGUACAAUCUCGACGAGGAAUGGUUGGUGCCCCACAAACAUUUUACCCCUACUGCUGCAAUUUUGGUCUGCGGAUGCUUUCAUUGGACAACAAACCUAAGCUGGAUUGCUUAUUGCCUUACUUUAUACCUAGUAACGCUAAAAAUUUAUUCGGCUCUGUUCCGGGGCUUCAAUUCACAAUUGGAGCAUCAAAAAUAGUUGUGAAUCAAAGCGCUUCAAUUUUUUUGGCAAAGGAUUGCUUCACGAAUAAUUAUUUUAACGAGUCUGAUAUGCAAGCCACAAUGGCUAAUUCAGGUUUCGGUAGAAUGGUGACUUUCAUGAGCAGACAGCUUACAUACCACGGAGCGUCAGGUUAUUUUGUUUGCGAGUAUCCGUAAAUAUUUGAGAGAUUCACAUGGAAAUUUAAACUCAUAAAUUCUGAUUUGUUUGAUAGGGGAUAAUAAAACCCAAUAA
Molecule: messenger RNA, 2876 nt
Organism: Neocloeon triangulifer
Lineage: Eukaryota; Metazoa; Arthropoda; Insecta; Ephemeroptera; Baetidae
Exons: 23
Coding region: 62-2800 (912 amino acids)
Source: RefSeq, a predicted model, not a curated record